Molecule: messenger RNA, 591 nt
Organism: Mycotypha africana
Lineage: Eukaryota; Fungi; Mucoromycota; Mucoromycetes; Mucorales; Mycotyphaceae
Product: Longin-like domain-containing protein
Exons: 5
Coding region: 1-591 (196 amino acids)
Biological process (GO): endoplasmic reticulum to Golgi vesicle-mediated transport
Cellular component (GO): Golgi apparatus; membrane
Molecular function (GO): SNAP receptor activity
Source: RefSeq, a predicted model, not a curated record
AUGAAACUAUAUUCAAUCCUCAUUGUACGUAAAGAUGCUGACAAAGCCAAAAUACUUGCAUCUCAGUUUGACUUGUCGAGUUUUGGUUAUUUUCAACGUGGCAGUGUCCAAGAGUUUAUGAACUUUACAGCAGUUACUAUUGCUGAGCGUACUCAACCAGGACAACGUCAAAGUGUUGAGAGUGAAAAUAAUGUUGCUCACAUAUAUGCCCACCCACAAGGCGUGAGUGGAAUCAUAAUGAGUGAUAAAGAUUAUCCUUCCAGAGUUGCAUUUUCAUUAUUAAAUAAGAUUAUGGAUGAAUUUUUGACAAAAUUUUCAAGUGAUCGUUGGAAGAAAGCAGAUACAUUGGAUUACCCAGAAUUAGCUGAAUAUCUACGUAAAUACCAAGAUCCACAACAAGCUGACACUAUCAUGAAGGUUCAAAGAGAACUGGAUGAAACAACUGCUAUUUUGCAUAAAACUAUUGACUCUGUGCUUCAACGUGGCGAAAAGUUGGAUUCUUUAGUUGAUCGAUCAGAGGCACUAUCUAGUCAAUCUAAGAUGUUCUAUAAGACAGCCAAAAAGACGAAUUCAUGUUGUGUUAUAAUGUAA